Messenger RNA from Amphimedon queenslandica, 696 nucleotides. RefSeq lists its product as uncharacterized. The transcript is spliced from 6 exons. The record is from RefSeq and is a predicted model, not a curated record. NCBI's taxonomy places the organism in Eukaryota, Metazoa, Porifera, Demospongiae, Haplosclerida, Niphatidae. Bases 229 to 594 code for a protein of 121 amino acids.
AUAUCUAAUAAUGAUACAUUCUCAUAUCAAAGAGUACCAAGAUCAGUUAGAGAAGGUGGUUCAGAUAUAAUAUCAUUUAAUGAGACUAGUGCUACUGCUUCCUUUAAUAUACCAGUUACAUUGGAAUGUACUGGUGAAGCCCCUGGGAAUAUUAGUGUUGUUAUACAGUGUAAUGGAACUGGUGUUGUAUAUACUGAUACUACACUAGUGGAAUAUGCUAAUCAACCAAUGAAUAUAACAGGAUCAGUACCAGUACCACUAAACCAACAGUGUAAUAUCAGUAUUGUAUUUAGUAAUGAGGCUGGUAGUAGUGAACCAUUUAUACUAGCAUUUGACACUACUCCUCUGCCUAUCAGUAAUACACCAUCUCCUACUAAUACUCCAUCACUUACUAGCACACCAGGUACAACUUCAUCUAGUACUGUUAUCAUAAUAAUAUCACUGACUAUUGGUGUAUUAAUAAUAGUAGCAGUAUGUGUCACUAUGUUGGUGUAUGUUGUGUAUAAAAAGAACAAGAAUAGGGCUACCUCAUCUCAACCACCUUGUAGUAAGGUGAGAGAAAGAACUGCACAUACAGCAACAAGUGGCUUAUGAAGAAGUUAAUUUUUAACAAUUUCAUAUAGUAAAAAUAGAAUAUACUGGCUCUUUUUACUGUAUUUAGCAAUGGUUUUGAUUUAUAGCAUUUAAUGAGUAUUA